Molecule: messenger RNA, 1215 nt
Organism: Onthophagus taurus
Lineage: Eukaryota; Metazoa; Arthropoda; Insecta; Coleoptera; Scarabaeidae
Source: RefSeq, a predicted model, not a curated record
AUGGGAGAGUCUGCUUCAGCCGAUCACGAAGCAGCAAAACUAUAUCCAGACCGUCUAAUGAGGAUAAUUGAAGACGGUUGUUGUCUCCCACAACAAGUAUUCAAUGCUGAUGAGACUGGUCUCUUUUGGAAAAAAAUGCCUUCAAGAACAUUCAUAUCAAAAAAUGAAAGAAGCGCCCCUGGCUUUAAGAUGGCUAAAGAUCGUCUUACUCUGCUGCUUUGUUCAAAUGCAUCUGGAGAUUUUAUUACAAAACCGUUAUUGGUUUAUAAAUCAUUAAAUCCUAGAGCAUUAAAAAAUAAAGAUAAACGAAAAUUACCUGUAUUUUGGAGGUCGAAUAGUCGUGCUUGGGUCACUGGAGACAUUUUUGUAGAUUGGUUACAAAAUUGUUUUAUACCAGAAGUAGAGAAUUAUUUAAAAAGGAACAAUAUUUCAUUUAAAGUUUUGUUGUUGAUAGAUAAUGCUCCCGGUCACCCUGCUAACCGACUACAAAGCUUAAAUGAAAAUGUCAAGAUUGAGUUUUUGCCUCCUAAUACAACCUCCCUUAUUCAGCCUUUAGAUCAAGGUAUUAUAGCUGCAUUUAAAGCAUAUUAUACCAGAAUAACUUUUAAGAAGUUAUUAGAUAGUUUGGAAAGUGACUCGAAGCUAACUUUAACACAAUGUUGGAAAAAUUACAACAUUGGUAAUUGCAUAGACAACAUCGAAGAGUCCCGUCGUGAAUUGAAAAAAUCUACAUUGAAUGGUUGCUGGAGAAAAAUCUGGCCAACUGUUGUCACAUCGGAGAAGGGCAAUGACAACGAUGUCAAUUUACAUACUAAUGACAUCCAGGCUACAGUAACAUUAGGCCGGUUGUUACUGGGAGUUGGAUUUAGUGACCUCCAGUUGUCAGAUAUUGAAGAGCUACUCGAAUCUCAUAAUUCUGAACUAACAGAAGAAGAGCUAGGAGAUUUAGUAGCUAACAAUAAUCAAGAAUCAAGCGAUAGUGACGAUAAUAAGGAAAACACACUCCCAGCUGAGUUAAGUCUCAAAACUGUUAAUCAAUGUUUAAAGAUGGGAGAAGAAUUAACAGAUUUUUUGAUAGAAAACGAUCUUACUCCGCGUAGCUUAAAGGCACAACGUGAGAUACUUAAUGCCUUGGCACCUUAUAAAAGUUUACAGCAGAGGCUUCAAAAUGAAACAAAGCAAUCAAAAAUCACAGACUUUUUAUCAAAGAAAUAA